This is a messenger RNA of Morus notabilis, 741 nucleotides long. Its product is annotated as heptahelical transmembrane protein 2. The record is from RefSeq and is a predicted model, not a curated record. Gene Ontology annotation, molecular function: signaling receptor activity. Bases 123 to 710 code for a protein of 195 amino acids. Gene Ontology annotation, cellular component: membrane. Lineage: Eukaryota; Viridiplantae; Streptophyta; Magnoliopsida; Rosales; Moraceae. The transcript is spliced from 3 exons. Gene Ontology annotation, biological process: response to hormone.
ACAGAGAGAUAGAGACAGAGAGAACGAUCACAAUCCAAGGUCCAGAUCUUCCGGCGAACGACCACCGUCUGCGGCGGCCCGGAAAACUUUAAAGCUCGAGUUAUUCGCCGGCGAUCGCGACGAUGAGUUCGCAGCAUCGCCAGCGUAAAGGCGCGAUUAAGGUUUCGGAAAACGGAACUGAGUCAGCGAAGACGACGAUGCAGACGAAGAGGCCGAGAUUGGUGAAGUACGAGGAGUUGCCGGAGUAUUUGAAGGACAACGAGUUUAUUUUAGACCAUUACCGGUGCGAAUGGCCGUUGAAGGACUUGCUCCUCAGCCUCUUCUCUCUCCACAACGAGACCUUCAAUAUUUGGACGCAUUUGUUAGGAUUCCUGUUAUUCGCCGGAUUGACGGCGGUGAGCUUGACAGGGAAGACGGAGCUCGCAGGUCCUCUCAGUAAAUUCUCAAGUGGAUCGGUUCUUUUUCCGUUGAUGAUGAUGAGAACGACGACGGAACUCAACGUCUCAAGUAACGUAAUUCAGGUGCGUUUUGUCGUUUCUCUUAUUUUGUUUUUCAAAAAGGGCAUAAAUCGGAGUCAGAAAACUCAGACUUGUUUGCCUGUGGGCCCGCCGAAAAAUGUACCUUUUUAUGCGCGAGUGAUCAAGAUGACGUUAGGACCAGACUUUUUGCAACUUGUUGGUUUGGACGGUGACGAUUAUAUAUGCGUCUAAUCAAUCACAGACACGCUAGAGCUGACAACCG